UUUUGGCUCCGAUUCGAAGCGCCUUCCCGCCCCCCUUCCCCGCCAAAUCCUUCCCUUACGACGCCACCCUCUGGCGCUUCAAAUGCCUUCUCCUCCCAGAAGCGCCAUUCCUACCUCACCACUCUCGCCAUGGACAUCUCCUCCAUCGCCGCUCGGCUUGGCCUCGCCGACUCCAAGUCCCUCAUAAGGAAGGCCGAGGAGCUCCGUCGCCUCUCCGACGUCCAGUUUGACUCCUCCAUCAUUGGCGUCGGCGAGGUCACCAAAGCCAUCAUUUGUCUGGAGAUCGCCGCUUCCAAGUUUCAGGUGCUAUUCGAUCGGCAGAGUGCAAUUCGAAUGAGUGGGAUGUCGGAGAAGGCUUACAUGAGGUCAUUCAAUGCAAUGCAGAAUGGUCUUGGGGUCAAGGCGCGUUUGGAUGUCCGUGAACUGGGGAUUCAGUUUGGCUGUGUUAGGCUCAUACCUUUUGUGCGAAAGGGAUUGUCUCUGUACAAGGAGCGUUUUCUUGCUGCACUACCGCCCUCUCGCCGGGCAAAUACUGAUUUUAAUCGGCCUGUAUUUACAGCCGUUGCAUUCUACUUAUGUGCUAAAAGGCAUAAGCUUAAAGUUGACAAGCUGAAGCUUAUUGAGCUAUGUGGAACUUCUGAGUCUGAAUUUUCCACUGUUUCAACUUCUAUGAACGACCUUUGCUUUGAUGUCUUUGGCAUUUCAAAGGAAAAGAAAAAUCCCAAGGCUAUAAAAGGUCAUCGAGAACUUUUGGAUGCCUUGCCUGGCAAAAGGAGACAUGAUGAUGAUGGUGAUGCAUCUGAUGAUUCUUCUGUAGAUGAUCGAUAUGAAUUGGAGCUUCCAAGCUACAAGAGGCACAAAAAAAUGGAGAAACAAGCCUAUGAGGAGUGGAAGUCCUCUGUCAUUUCUAACAACCAAAACCAAAAAUCUGCUCCCCUGAAACGGAAGAAGCAAGCACGACUCAGCUUCACAAAGAAAUCCCCCAGUUCAAUUGCAUUAGAAGCUUCAUGAUGUUGCAAGCUUCAUAUUUGAUUUCUGAAGAGUUCAUUGGCUUUUAAAAUCAGCUUAUUGUGACUCAUAGUAGGAUUAUAGUCGGCCCCAAAAUACUAAGUGGAUGGCAUUGGUUGUUAACAUUUUAUGGAUUUCACUGUUGGUAAACCGUGUUGAUUAAGUGAGCCUUCCAAGAUGUCUCCUUUUUGUGUAGGUGGCUGUGAAAUUGUUCAAAA
Messenger RNA from Elaeis guineensis (African oil palm), 1226 nucleotides. Its product is annotated as origin of replication complex subunit 6. Gene Ontology annotation, molecular function: DNA binding. The record is from RefSeq and is a predicted model, not a curated record. Gene Ontology annotation, biological process: DNA replication; DNA replication initiation. Lineage: Eukaryota; Viridiplantae; Streptophyta; Magnoliopsida; Arecales; Arecaceae. Gene Ontology annotation, cellular component: nuclear origin of replication recognition complex.